Messenger RNA from Quercus robur (English oak), 944 nucleotides. Its product is annotated as WUSCHEL-related homeobox 4. Gene Ontology annotation, biological process: phloem or xylem histogenesis; procambium histogenesis; cell division. Gene Ontology annotation, cellular component: nucleus. The transcript is spliced from 3 exons. Lineage: Eukaryota; Viridiplantae; Streptophyta; Magnoliopsida; Fagales; Fagaceae. Bases 73 to 729 code for a protein of 218 amino acids. The record is from RefSeq and is a predicted model, not a curated record. Gene Ontology annotation, molecular function: DNA binding; DNA-binding transcription factor activity.
CACUUUAAUUAACUCUCUCAUAUCAUAUCCCUUCUAUAUAAUUACUGCAUUCCUAUCAUCCAAUUCUCCACCAUGGGAAGCAUGAAGGUGCAUCAGUUCGCACGUGGAUUCUGGGAGCACGAACCAUCCCUCACGCUUGGCUGCAAGCGCUUACGCCCUCUUGCUCCCAAGCUGGCCAACACAGACACUUCUGGUGUCACUGCUUUCGACCUCAAGAGCUUCAUCAGACCUGAAAGUGGACCCAGAAAACUCGGUUCCUCUGAAGACAAAGACAAGAGAGAUCCACCUCAGGUGGAAACACACCCAGGAGGGACACGAUGGAAUCCAACACAAGAACAAAUAGGGAUAUUGGAGAUGCUGUAUAGGGGAGGAAUGCGAACUCCUAAUGCACAGCAGAUAGAACAAAUCACUGCACAGCUUGGGAAGUACGGCAAAAUCGAAGGGAAGAAUGUGUUUUAUUGGUUCCAAAAUCACAAAGCGCGCGAGAGGCAGAAGCAGAAGCGCAACAGUCUUGGCCUUAGUCAUUGUCCAAGAACCCCGACUGCCAUUACCACCAUUACUUUGGACUCCAGGGGGGAAUUGGAAAGAGAGGAAGAUAGUCCAUACAAAAGAAAGUGCAGGAGCUGGGGAUUUGAAACCUUAGAAGAAGAAGAAGAAGAAAGAAGAUCAUGUAAAGAGGAGGGAGAUAGAACUCUAGAGCUGUUCCCAUUACAUCCGGAAAGCAGAUGAAGGGGUUUGAAAUUUUUUUUCUUUUUUUUUUUUCUUUAAGCUUUUGUUCCAUUGUAAUCUGCUUUGAUGUGCUUUGCUUUCUUUUUCUUCUUUCUUUGUUUCGGGAAAGAAGAAAGACAAAGUUGUCCCAUUGUACCCUACUGCUUAUUUUAUUCCUGACUUGUAACCAAAGCGCCUUAUGUCACUCUUUAUUCGAUGAGUACUCUGCCCUUGUA